AUGCGGUCGUCACUGGAGGCGACUAUCACGGCCCGUAUCGAAGCCGAGGUCCGCCGCCGCACCGCCGCCAACCAGCUUCCGCCGCCUCUUGAGUCUAGCGCCCCUCCGUCGUCUGCCACCAGCCUUGCCUCCAUCUUGGCCGAGAACGCCGAGCUCAAGGCCACUGUCCGUGACCAGGACGCUACCAUUGUUGCGCUUCGGCGCCAGCUGGCCACGAUGCAGGCCGCGGCGGCUGCGCCUGUUUACGGUUCGCCAUCGCCGGCCCGACACACGCCUCCGCCACGUGCCCCGUCACCGCGUCCGCCUUCACCAUCGGCUCUGACCUCACCAGUCUCGUCACUAUCCAUCUCGCACCCGUCGCCGCUCCCGAAUGACGAAGUGCUUGACUUUUCAGGUACCGACCUUGCGUCGCACCUCUCGUUCCGGCGGCUCGGCACGACAGAGCCGCCGCUCGCCGCCUGGGCAGUCCUUGUAGACGGCGUGCUCACCGCGUAUGACGCCAAGCCGCUGGCGGGCGCACCCAGCCUUCCCGCCGUUCUCUUCUCCCUUCCCGUGAACGACGGGAGCACCGCUGUCAAGGUCAUCGGCGAGGCCAUCGGCGAGAUUAAGUUUGUGCUCAAGAACGCUGCGCUUCCCACCCCCUACAUUGUCUUUGCAGACAACAUCUUGACCCGCGACGCCUGGGUCGACGCCAUUGAGAACGCAGGGGCGGCCGACUUUACCACACACGCCUUGCCGUCGCGGACGCUGCCGACCGCGCCGUCGCCGGGCACACCCGCAGCACACGACUCCACUGAUGGCGCCGACCUUAACGAUGACAUCUCGUUUCACUACUCGUACUCGGGUGACGCCACGCCUGUCAUGGUCCGCCCUACCACGCCACCCGCAGCCAACGUCUCUGAUGAUGAAGACCCGUCUUCGAUGGGUGCUCUUCCGCCCGAGCCCGAGGCACGCCUCCGGCCGCCCACCCCAGUCUCGACUACGCUCUUCUCUGACGAGCUCAGCCUCGCGCCCAUCGGCAGCGAGCCAAUCCCGUGCACUGUCAAGGCCAUUGCCGUCGACUCGGGCGUGGCUGACCUUCCGCUCUCUGCCCAUCUCGACAUUGCGCCAACCGACGGCAGCCCGCCCAAGACUGUUUCGCUCACCAGCGACACCAUGAUCAAGCCGAUCGGCAUGUUCAUUGAGGGCGAGCACAAGGUGCUCAUCAAGGCGCCGUCCACCCCACCCAUCAUCCUUCUCACCUCGAAUGGCCAGCUCAUGACUUCUUUCCUUGCCGUCCUCGGUACCCUCACCAACGCGUAG
Messenger RNA from Thecamonas trahens ATCC 50062, 1302 nucleotides. RefSeq lists its product as uncharacterized. Bases 1 to 1302 code for a protein of 433 amino acids. The record is from RefSeq and is a predicted model, not a curated record. Lineage: Eukaryota; Apusomonadida; Apusomonadidae. The transcript has a single exon.